Acanthopagrus latus (yellowfin seabream) is the source of this 1044-nucleotide messenger RNA. Its product is annotated as dual specificity phosphatase DUPD1. Lineage: Eukaryota; Metazoa; Chordata; Actinopteri; Spariformes; Sparidae. Gene Ontology annotation, cellular component: cytoplasm. Gene Ontology annotation, molecular function: protein tyrosine/serine/threonine phosphatase activity; MAP kinase phosphatase activity. The transcript has 4 exons. Gene Ontology annotation, biological process: protein dephosphorylation; negative regulation of MAPK cascade. The coding region runs from base 148 to 774 and encodes 208 amino acids. The record is from RefSeq and is a predicted model, not a curated record.
CACACACACACACACACACACACACACACACACACACACACACAGGCCACACAUGUCCCCUGAGGAAAAGUUGAGGUGCUGCUCUGUGAUCUUGCUCAAGAACGGAUAUAAAUCUUUAAACACAAGGAAGAGAAAGAGAGGAGAGCCAUGUCCUCCGCUGUGGUGAAGUCCAGAAGCAGGAACCCGUACACAGCGGUGCGGGUCGACCCAGACAGUGAUUACAUCACACCGGGAACGUUAGACCUGGAGCAGCUGUUCUGGGCUGGUAACGGGGCUCAGUACGCACAUGUCAACCAGGUCUGGCCCAGUCUCUACAUCGGGGAUGAGAAAACAGCUCUGGAGUGUCCUGGCCUGAGGGAUCUGGGCAUUACACAUGUCCUUAACGCAGCAGAGGGAAAGUUUAAUAAUGUGCUGACUGGCGCCGAUUACUACUGUGACAUGGACAUCCAGUACUUUGGUGUGGAGGCCGAUGACAAACCCACCUUCAACAUCUCCCAGUACUUCUGCCCAGCAACACAGUUCAUUCACGACGCCCUCAGUCACCCACAGAACAAGGUGCUGGUGCACUGUGUGAUGGGUCGGAGCAGGUCUGCAACUCUGGUCUUGGCAUAUCUGAUGAUGCAACACAGCUUAUCAGUGGUGGACGCUAUUGAGCAUGUGCGACAGCGCCGCUGCAUCCUGCCCAAUCAUGGAUUCCUGAAACAGCUCAGAGCCCUGGACAUCACAUUACAGGAGGAGAGGCUCAGGCAAAAAAGAGAGAUCCAAGACCAAUAAUACAAAAUGAAAGAUAAUAUGCCUGUUUACUACUUCAGUUUUCCCUCUUCAAUCUGAGGUAACCAAAAAUGUUCCAUGUGUUUCCCUAACUAUUGUAUCUUUAAAUUGUGUUUUUCAAACAGUCAUUCAAAUAAAGUUUAUAUGUUAAACUGAAGAAACCGGCAUCCCACAAGCUUAAUAUUUGUGUGAAAUCAUGCAGGACAACGGAGUUACUGUUCAGCAGUGGUAGAGGAAGUAUUCAGAUCAUUUACUAAAGGAAAAGUAGUAUCA